Molecule: messenger RNA, 1080 nt
Organism: Truncatella angustata
Lineage: Eukaryota; Fungi; Ascomycota; Sordariomycetes; Amphisphaeriales; Sporocadaceae
Exons: 1
Coding region: 287-1030 (247 amino acids)
Source: RefSeq, a predicted model, not a curated record
GCAUCCUACAUAUCGAGACCAGGCAGCACCGUCAUGCAAGCCUGCUCUGACUAGUCACUAACUAGUGGAGACGCGCAACAUAUAUCAAAAAUAGUCGUCCUUACAGCCAAUAGUGAUGCACCGGGCUAUGAGUCAAUUUUCUGGCAGCUGAAAAUGGAGGGAAAAUGCCAAAUUGGGUGGCGCUCUGCUGGACUAUAAAGCAUAUGCAUCGCCAAGCAUCACAUAGCAUCCUUAUGGACAAUUUUGCGGCUGUCUCAUAUCUCUGGCUCUACCAACCUACACUAAAAUGGCACACAUCGACCAUGACAACCUUCCCUCGUACGAAUCUACAAGGGAGCAAAGCCUACCUACAUACGAGCCAUUGCAAAGGAACAUAGCUUUCCCGGCACAAUUCUUCAUAUAUCAGAAAACCGGCCUUGUACGGCCCUUCACGGCAUUUAUUGGCACGGAGGAGUCGUCACCGCUGUAUCACAUAGACCUAGGAACCGUGAUGCUAGACCCAGGUCAACCCAAUGUGGUCCUACACGCGGAUGCCAGCCAAGACAGCCCUAUCGUUGCGUCUGUCAAGGCAGCGCCGGAUGGGGACAGAUACCAAAUACAGACAGGAAGUUCUUAUCCACCUAACCCCGAGGGACUAAAGGUGAGCUCUCGAAGGGGCUCGCGAAAGUACACCUUCUCGGUCGAGAAUGAGGCAGGAGAGAAUGCGAAAGGACAAGAACGGCAGGUAUUUGAAUGGCGUCCAAGCCGUGGCAAGCAAGUCCGCAGCUUGGGGCUGAGGGACUAUGGUUGGAAACUCGUUCGUCUCAGCGGUAGCAACAGCGAUGCCUCGAGUACCAGUAGCGCAGAAAAAGCUGAUAAAGUGGUUGCUGCCUGGUCCAAAUAUAGUGAGUCAGGGAGCAAGAAAAUAUUUGGAUUCCGUUUCUUUGAAGAGAGCACGUCAGAAGACCAGAGAAAAGGCUGGGAGAUAAUGGCCGUCAUGACAGGCUUGGCAAUUUGGCACGUCGAUAUCAUGGAAGGAUACAUGUACUGAUAGAUUCGCGAUACGGUAGAGCACUGCGCACGCAUAAAAAGAUUAUGUUU